Molecule: messenger RNA, 2605 nt
Organism: Pocillopora meandrina
Lineage: Eukaryota; Metazoa; Cnidaria; Anthozoa; Scleractinia; Pocilloporidae
Source: the annotation of a GenBank genome assembly
AUGACUCACUCUCUUACCGUGCACGCUUCUAUUCAUCAUUUCAAAAUGGCGGACUUCUAUCUUCGCUACUACGUCGGACACAAAGGGAAAUUUGGCCACGAGUUUUUAGAAUUCGAGUUCCGACCUGAAGGUAAAGAAAUGUUCCAAUCUUUGAGCGUUUCUCAAAUAAAUUUUCUUAAGUUCUUUUCCUGUUUUCAGGCAAACUUCGGUAUGCAAACAACUCGAACUACAAGAAUGAUGUAAUGAUUCGCAAAGAGGUAAGCUUUAGUUAAAUUCCAUGAAUUCCUUCAUUAUCACAAGAGGCUAUUAUUUACUUCAAAGGAAACAUCGAUUCGUAGCUAUAUUUGCUAAAUUACUUAAUCUUGAUCUUAAAAGGAGUAGCUUAGCUGUCUUUGUUUUUGCCUUGUACUUGUAAUUUUGGCCAAAGAAAAUAAUCUAUUCAUAAUUGUGUUUUUCAAACGAUCAUUCAUAUAUCGAGAAUAAAUUAAAUUCUUGUCUUAUAUAAUUUUGGAAAAGUGCUUUUUGAAAUACCAGAAAGAAAUAUUUGUCUCUCUGAUCAUGAUAAGCGAUAAUUUCACAGUGACAGGAUAUCCUUGAGAAUGCAAGCUUUCAAAUUAAUCCUUUGAUCUCAGAGUCUCAUUUACCACUUUGCUUCUUUCCCCCUCUAGCCUUGAUAUCUUUUUGGCACAUACAGUGGCGGAUUUUGUAACAUCAGGGAGGGGGCUCGUUGUACACAAAUCUAAUGCCUUCUACAUGAUCGUUUUGGCACAAGCAAUCAUUUCUGCAUUGCUAAGUUUUCUGUGAUUGAUUUUUGACAAUGUAUAAGAAGGCAGUUGUUCAAAACAAGUUCUACAACACAUUAUUUCACCAAGUUCAAUCCUAGCUUAAGAAUUUGUGUCAAGAUCGUUAGACUGAUCUCAUGAAGCUCUGCCUUUCCCCUAAUUUUUGUAUUUUAGAGUUUGACUACGACCUGCCUGCAGUUUUCUCUGUUGCUUUUGUUUUCACUGCUUGAUCAAAUGUCUAAUAUCUAGGGAAAAACCUGUAGGAAAGACAGGAGUCCUUGAGCGUUCAGAAUACCAAGCUUUGUAAUAAUAAUAUUAUACCAAAGGAUAUAGAUCAGCCUAAAAUGUGUGAUUUUAUGAACUUGUGUAAGGCUAAGCAAUGUUGAAAGUAACCAACGUGAAUGAAAAAAAAUCCAGUUAGGUGGCAGAUUGCUUACUAGGCUGAUAACAUCUUUGUUCAAAACCAAGAUUGUUCUUUUUUUACCACUUUCCCUCUAGUUAUCAUCAAUAAAAUAUUUGUUUUCGUCUUAGGCAUUUGUACACAAAGCUGUUAUGGAUGAACUUAAAAGGAUAAUUGAAGACAGUGAGGUUUGUAUUUCUGUUUAAUUUUCCACUUGAUGGCCUCCCUAAUGAUGAUUGUUACCAUCUUUCCUUUGUAAUAAAUUUUAUCAGUUGGUCUGCUACAGAUACUCUAAUAUAUUUAUGAUGAGUUUGUAUUCUUCUGCAUCUCCCAAAUACAGAUACUGAAAGAAGAUGACACCCUUUGGCCACAGCCAGACCGAGUUGGGAGACAGGUAGGAUUUUUUUUGUAAUGGAAAGUAAGAGAUAUUUUAAUUAAAAUAACUCCAACAUCAAUGUUUGUCUCUAUUCCAUACCAAAAUUUUCUAAUUUAUCUGCAGGAACUUGAAAUAGUGAUGGAUAAUCAGCAUAUUUCAUUUACAACUUCCAAGAUUGGGUCUCUUGUUGAUGUCAACCAGUGCAAGUAUGUGCUUUCAUUUUUAUAUAAACAGACUUCAUUAUCUACCCUGCAAAAAGGGUAACACUGAUGCCCAAAACGUCAGUUUUUGAAACACUUUGAAGUGACCAAAUUAUCUUGUAGUUAUAAAUGCAAUGUGUUUUGUUGAGGCAAUGGAGUGUUUGUUUUCUUUUGAUUUCAUGAUUUUAAAGGAAUUAAACAAUGUUUGUGCCAAAUAUCGGCUUAAAAAUUACACGGGCAAUAAAGAAAGAUGUUUUUCGUCUUAUCAUGAGUACUGGACAAAGGAGUCCCCAUGAGGAAUCAAACCUCAGACCUUUGGAUUUUGCACUCUGAUGCUCUGCCACUGAGCAACAGAGACUCUAUGGUGAGCGAGGCCCAUUAUGAAGUUCAUAUCUGAAAUGCAUCGUGCAUACUGCAAGGAUCAGCAAUGUCGAUAGUGUCAUGUUUGUAAAUAGAAUAAGGGAGAUGGCAAGUUUUGAGCUUGGUAAAGAAAUAAAGAAAGAUGUUUUUCGUCUUGUCAUGAGUGUGGGACAAGGUAUGGGCAAUAUUCUGUACUAUCAUGGGUUUACAAAUCAGAAAAAUAUUAUUUGGAAUAUGAAGCUUAAGUGGGAAAUAAUAAGUACAAUUAUUUUGGUCAUGUAAAAUAGAGAUGUUUGGUCAAAUGAUUGACUUGCAUCUUUAGUUAUGACAUAUCAGUCUCAAAAGUUAAGAUUUAAUUUGUAGUUGUUUUGAUUUGUUGUCUCAUAGAGACCCUGAUGGCCUAAGAAGUUUUUACUACUUGGUUCAAGACCUCAAGUGUAUGGUGUUUUCUCUAAUUGGUCUCCACUUCAAAAUCAAACCAAUCUAA